Molecule: messenger RNA, 3108 nt
Organism: Haliotis rubra (blacklip abalone)
Lineage: Eukaryota; Metazoa; Mollusca; Gastropoda; Lepetellida; Haliotidae
Product: low-density lipoprotein receptor class A domain-containing protein 3-like
Exons: 5
Coding region: 1-420 (139 amino acids)
Molecular function (GO): protein binding
Source: RefSeq, a predicted model, not a curated record
AUGCAGUCAACUCACAAAUGUGACGACUUUUUGUGUCACAACAAGUACUGCAUCUCUAAGGAUUUACUGUGUGACGGGACAAACAACUGUUUUGAUCGCUCGGAUGAGUCAGAGAAUUCCACUGCCUAUUGUAUAACAUACGACCCCUUUCCGGGUGAAAACUUUGCAGUACUCAUCUCAGUUGUUGGAGGGAGUAUUGUCGUGGGUAUUAUCGCCUUUUGUUGCCGAAUGCUUAGGCGGCGGAGACAGCAACACUAUCUGGAGGAAGAUAUGGAUGAUUUUGCUAAUGGACCUUAUGUUAAAAAAUAUGCGUAUAUGUAUGCUGUUAUACGACCUCAGCAGCGUACACGGAGGCAACAACAUCGAUCUCGGUCCAAACUGAGACACGUUGACCAUUCUGUUGAUGAACCUGAGUUUUGACGCCAGUGCAUAUCCACCUCUGCCAAAUGGCUUGGCGUUUCUUGGAGAACUUUUAAAGUCGUCUUGCCUUAUUUGUGAUCUACCUCGAAUUCCAAGGAAGAAGCAUUAAGCUUUCCUACUCACAUUUCCACUCUUUCCACGACGGACAAAAUUGGUCCAUCCAUCUAUAUAUUACCGUGGUUCAUAUAAUUUGGUUCUUAGGGAUGCUUGGCUACGAUUUAUAGAAUGCGAUGAAACAGAAACUAGAAAAACAUUUGUUUACAAACCUUCUGGAUACCAUAUGUAGAUUCUCUCAUUCAUGGUCACUAGAUAAAAACCGAAACGUUUCAAAAGAAACUCAAAUAUAUGACACCAUUACCAAUGGCAAUAAUGUCUAGCGUUUGUCAAUACAUAGUUUGCAUAGGUAUAUGUCACCAUGUCUUGUAUUUUGUAUAGCUAUUACUGAAAAAAAACCUUUAGAAAACUUACAUAGUAUUGCAUAAUGAUAUAUGAUUCACUGGUGAAUAUAAAAACGGAAUUUGUUUCCGGAGUGGGAGGCACAAAACACUGAAGCCACGUUUUUGAGGCAUUGCAUCACUGCAUAGACAUCUGGCAGUUCCAGCUUUACGAGGACCAACGGAUCAUGUAUUUUCUGUGGUAUGAAGAGCGUUGAGGACCGAGUGUGCGCUGUUUGAACACAGGGUAACAAUGUUGAAGAGAUCACACCAGGAGUCUUGUGAUACUUUCAUUGAGACCAUGAUCGUGGCAUGUCGAUAUUUACACACUGAGGCUAAUUAAUUGAUCAUAAAUGGUUUCUGUAUGAUAUAGGGAUUGUUUGCUAUAAGAAGUAAACGUUGGUUAUUGUUUUAUUGAUGUUUGGAAGAACUCACGUGUUUGGUGUUUUAAAUAAUUUUAACCUUAAAACAGUGCAUGCUUGAUAUUCUAAACAUUCCAUGUUUAAUGUUUCAAACAUUUAGCGUGUUUGAUCUGUCAAACUCUUCGUGUUUGAUGUUUGAUGUAUCAAUCAUUUCAUGCUUAAUGUUUCAAACAUGUGGACUGUCAUUUUAGCAAUUCCCAUGUGAACAGUGUAUGUAUUUAGGGUAACUGUGUAAUGAGACCAAGUUGUAUUGCGUAUGAUCAUCUCCAGACUUUACAGUUCAUUAUUUGAUGUUAAUAAUCACAUAGAAACCCUAUUUACAUACACACAGUAAUAAACUGUCAGUAGACAUUUGGCAGGAAGCAAUAGUUGACUGAUCAAACAAACGGCAUAAGCGGCACAAACAUCAACCAUUACUGCACUGUACCAAUAUCACGUGGUUACCACCUCAUUUACUUGACCGUAAUCUUUCAAAACAAAUUGAUCGCAGAUUGCGACACACUGGUAAGUCUUCGACCAAACGUUCCCUUCACAGGACCCUUUUUUCAUAUCUUUAAAAAGUAUUUGCAUUAUACGGCGAUAUCUGACAAACAAGAGAAUUCUUGUUUUAUGUAAACGCUGUCAAAUAAGUAUAGUUUUUGAUACAGGUAUAUUCUAUAUGUAUCGUUCAUUAUCAAGCCCAUAAUUAAUAUGUGGUACAGUCUCAAAUGUGCAAAACGUCUUUGUUGGUAUGUACAAGUGAUAUAUACAGUACAUUGUCCAAGCGCACUGUAAUCUAUAGGCACCUAAUAUUAUUCACAUCCAUGAAUAAUGGCAAGAUAUAUGUAUAACAGCUUUUAUAGGCAAUAUUUCUCUAUUUUUAUAUAAAUAAAUGCUAGUAUGAAUGUGCUGGAAGAAUGGUUUGGAUUAGUGAACUGUAGAUGUAAAGUUAUCUGGCGUUGAUGAUAUUCGUCAUAUGUGAUCUACCAUUAAUGCAUAGAGCCGUGAAACAGUGCUAUAUCAUGUGGAACCUGAACCUUUCUAUAAUGUCAUUGUAUAAAUGUGGAACUCUUCAUAUAAUGUUAUAUCAUAAAUCGUUGAUCUACCGUUAUAUGAUAUAAAUGUUAAACACAUUACGGUGUUACAUGUAUAUCACAGGACCGUUAAACAGUGUUAUAGCAUACUAUCAUUGGACAUUGGUCUAGUUUUAUAACACACACACGUUAACAUGACACGGUGUUAUAGGAUAUAAACAUUUGUCCUUGAUCAUUCACACCUUGACUGAAAUGUUAUAACAUGUAUUGAUCAUUUGUUGGAAUGUUGUAUCUUCCAUUAGUUGAACCUUGAUAAACCGUACAUCAUUCAACAUUAAAACCUUGAUAUAAUGUUUUGUCAGCAUGAAAUGAUAGAUACGCUAAUCCAUGUUAUGUUAUAUAUACAUUGAGCAUUAAUAUCAUGAUUAUUCAACAAGAUGGAUGUACAUAUACGAGAACACAUCGUAUGCUUUAGGAUGAUAUAUAUUUUAAAUGUCGCCAAUUUAUAUGAUCCAUGUUCUAGAGAUUGAUACCAACUUCCAAAGCCCAGUCUUGCAUUAGGUUAUUCGUGUGUGUAGUCUCGGUGAUUCCAUAUAGCUGAGGGAUAACAGAUGUAGCAGAAGUAUUCGUGGAAUUCAGGGAGAUUUGUCUGUCGCAGAGUACCCACUGUGUGUGUAAUACAGUAAAUACGGUAACUAUAUAUUUAGUGAUGGUUACGUGAGUGUGUGAUUUUGUGGUGUAUGUGACCCGUGUACAAGAUAAGUUAGUUUGGGAAUGUCGUAUUCCUCAUGUUAUCGCAAAUAAAUGACGAUGAGUAUA